Molecule: messenger RNA, 1263 nt
Organism: Strongyloides ratti
Lineage: Eukaryota; Metazoa; Nematoda; Chromadorea; Rhabditida; Strongyloididae
Exons: 4
Coding region: 1-1263 (420 amino acids)
Source: RefSeq, a predicted model, not a curated record
AUGAAUGGAAGGAGGAGUGAAGAUGAAAAUCUGUAUCCUUUGAUGGUAAACUCUUCAAAUGUAACUGUGAGACGUCCAAUAAUUACUAGAAAUUCUUCUGAUGGAACAUCUAAUGUUAAAUCACCACAAUUAUUAAGUAAUAUUAAUAAUUCUAACUCUCCAACAAUAAUACAUUCAAAUAAUAGUGUUAAUAAAUUAUUAGAAGGAUUAAAUAGCAUGUCAUCAACAAGUAUUUUAAUAAAAAAACAAGCAGAAAUACAAAUGAAGGCAAUGAAUUGCAUGACUAAAUGGGCUAUAGAAAAUGAUAAUGCAGCAAUAGAUGAUGUAAUGAGAAAGACAAAUGAAGUAUUUAGACUACUUUCUGAUAGAUUGAUACAUUUUGCCAAUGAACAUGAAGCAUCUAUUAAAGUACUUAAAAAAAUUGAACAAACAGAAAAAGCUAUUAAGAUGGGUGAAAAAAAGUUAUUACAAAUUAAUGAACAGGAAAAAAAAAUAACAAAAGAUAUUAAAAAAUUUUCUAGAACAUCAUCAUCUUCAUUUUUUAAAAGUAGAAAACCAACAGAUUUAGCUAUAUUACAUCAUGAUUUAAAUAAGAUUAAAAAUGCUAAAAUUAAUGCUGAAAAAGAGUUAAGUGAUGUUAAAGCUGAAAUGGAAGUUGUAAAAAUGUUUAGAUUCAGAAAAGGAAUGGAGGGAAUGUCUAUUGCAUGGAAAAAUUUUGCUAUCGAUUUAGCUUCAAUAUUUACAUGUCAACAGGAAUUAAUAAAUAUGGUUCCAGCUGUAUCAACAGAAGAUGUUAGAGAAAUGAUCUAUGAAGGAGGUACUCAGACAAGUAGUAUUGUUGAAGAUUUAAAAGAAAAAUUAAGAAUAAAUAAUUUUUCAAGUAAUAAUGAUAGAAAUUAUGGUAGAAGAAGUGAACCAGUAAGAUCACCACCACAAUUAUUAGGUGAAUGUACUAGAAGAGGAACACCACCACCACCAUAUUCUUUAGCAAUUGCACCAGAAUAUGAAACACCAACACCAAGAAGACAUUCAACAUACGUAUCACCAGCUUCAUCAGAAGAUUCAGAUUACUCAUCUAGUAGUAGUACAAAUGGAAAUAGACAAAAUGAUAGAACUCCUUUAAGAGUACCAAUUUGUCCAAAUGGACAGAUACCUAAUGGAAGACUUUAUCCUACUCUUUCUCCAAAUCCAUAUAAGGAACGCCUUCGUUACCGUAAUGGAAAUCGUCUUUCUCAUUAUCAAAAUCAUGAAACAGCAGCUUAA